This is a messenger RNA of Babjeviella inositovora NRRL Y-12698, 877 nucleotides long. RefSeq lists its product as uncharacterized. The transcript has a single exon. NCBI's taxonomy places the organism in Eukaryota, Fungi, Ascomycota, Pichiomycetes, Serinales. The record is from RefSeq and is a predicted model, not a curated record. Bases 33 to 773 code for a protein of 246 amino acids.
AUCUUUGGCACAUAUUAAGCCUAUUCAAAUUAAUGGAAUUCAGCUAUUCAGACCCUUUGUCAGUGAGUGAGACUACAGUCAAGGCCGAAGAGCCAUUUUCAACCAUUCCACCCUCUCCCUUUGCAUAUACGCCUACAUUCCACUUUCCACCCACAUAUAACCACGAACAAAUCGCAACCAUCAAGGAUGAAUACCUGCGGAUCCAUCAGAGUAUGUUGAGAAAGGAAUGUCUCCCGCAAUCCAGAUUGACGGUAAAACAGAAGCGAACUAUAGAGAAGCAAGAGACCGUGCACUUUUUCAACACCUUAAGGCCCAUCUUUAAGGUGCCAAAGCACAAGAAGAAGCCUGUUGUCAGACCCAGUGACGCGAUAUUUUCGUCCAUAUUGAUGGGGCAUGGCUCGGCAGACUACAAAACCAACUUUUUUGCCAAAUAUGCGGGCACAAAUUACAUCGAGGCACAAGCAGAGGCCAUCAAGACGAGGGAAGAAGCCUCCGUCUUGGAGGACUAUGACUCAGAUAGACUACAGGAUAUGCUCAUGUCACAGGAUGCUAUCGAUGACCUCGAUCUUAAGCAAGUUGAUGAAGAUGUGAUUAUUAGCUAUCUAAGUACCCAUGCCGAUGACCUAGACUUUGCAGAGCUAAAUGGGUUUGUGAGGAAAGAUAUCGCGGCGGAGAUAAGAAAGUUUCUAUUAGACGAGGUGGUAGAGGUGCGGGACGAGUCCGGCGUUGAACCUGGAGUAAUAUCAAAUGUUCCAUUGUACUAUAAAAUAUGAAGAAAUGCAUUAUAUGGUGCAAUGCUGCCACUUUGAUGAAUAGAAACUAUCCUGCCUAUGGCUGAAAACGAACAUCCUCCAGUAGUUUAAGCUUAAUAAAGAUU